Molecule: messenger RNA, 4114 nt
Organism: Anolis carolinensis (green anole)
Lineage: Eukaryota; Metazoa; Chordata; Lepidosauria; Squamata; Anolidae
Gene: dedd
Product: death effector domain containing
Exons: 6
Coding region: 285-1244 (319 amino acids)
Biological process (GO): apoptotic process; regulation of apoptotic process; extrinsic apoptotic signaling pathway via death domain receptors
Cellular component (GO): nucleolus
Molecular function (GO): protein binding; DNA binding
Source: RefSeq, a predicted model, not a curated record
GGAGGGGGGAGGGAGGAGCGGCCCGGAUGGAUCCAAGAUGGCGGCUCGGGUGGCCCUGAGGAGAGACUUUGCCGGAUUGGGUCUCGGUGUGGCCAAAAGGGAGCCCCAGAGGAGCAAGAAGACGUAAGGUCAGUCUGUGUCAUCUUUAUCGUCUUUGUGCCUCGUAGAAUGGGAUUGGAUUGGAUGGCUCUGCACUGACCAGCCUUGCUCUCCUUGUCAGGGUCCCCAAUCGAGGAGCUGCCCCGGUCGCCGUGGAAACUGGGGCCCGCCCCCCUCCGCCCGCGAUGGCCGCCCCCAGGAAGCGCAGCCGGCAGCAGGCCUGGCCGGAGGAGGAGGGCGACCGGGAGCACGGCCUCUACAGCCUGCACCGCAUGUUCGACAUCGUGGGCACCCACCUGACCCACCGCGAUGUCCGGGUGCUCUCCUUCCUCUUUGUGGACGUCAUUGACGACUACGAGCGGGGCAUGAUCCGCAGCGGGCGGGACUUCCUGCUGGCGUUGGAGAGGCAGGGCCGCUGCGACGAGACCAACUUCCGGCAGGUGUUGCAGUUGUUGCGCAUCAUCACCCGCCAUGACUUGCUUCCCUACGUCACGCUGAAGCGCAGGAAGGCUGUUUGUCCGGACCUCGUCGACAAGUAUUUAGAAGAGACCUCCAUCCGCUACGUGACGCCGCGAGCCCAUAGUGGCGCCGAGCAGGUUCCUGCCCAUCAACACAAAUCUGUGCCUGCCCACCACCCGCUGGUCUGCUGCUCCUCUUCGGGGCCCCAAAUCUGUCCCAAGAGGUCCGGGCGGGGAAGGGCCCUCCUCAGUAACCAACGGAAAAGAAGGAAGUCGGUGACGCCGGACCCGAAGGACAAACAGACGUGCGACAUCCGCUUGCGGGUGCGGGCGGAGUACUGCCAGCACGAGACGGCCCUGGAGGGCAACGUCUUCUCCAACAAGCAGGACCCGCUGGAGCGGCAGUUUGAGCGCUUCAGCCAGGCCAACACCAUCUUGAAGAGCCGGGACCUGGGCUCCAUCAUCUGUGACAUAAAGUUCUCGGAGCUGACCUACCUGGACGCCUUCUGGCGCGACUACAUCAAUGGCUCGCUGCUGGAGGCCCUGAAGGGGGUCUUCAUCACGGACUCGCUCAAGCAGGCGGUGGGCCACGAGGCCAUCAAGCUCCUGGUCAACGUCGACGAGGAGGAUUACGAGGUGGGCCGCCAGAAACUCCUGCGGAACUUGAUGCUCCAGACGGCCCCCUGAAGAACACCCACCGGCUCUUCCCCUGCUCCCCUUUCGUCCUCUCGGAUGGAUUUUUUAAUUAUUUUUUUCCUCCCCCCCCCUUUGCAAAAAAAAAAAAAUACUCCCCACAACAAGAGGGGAAAAAAUCUCAGAAAACGAACCACCCAACCUCCCGCCAUGAUGUCUCCUCCUUCGAGACCUUGUGUAAGGAAUACGUGCUACUAUUGUUGGUUUUGCUUUCCGGGAAACGUCCGGAAGGCCCCAUUUCUGUUUCCUCGCGCCAUUUUGAAAGUCAACCGGAGGCUGGGAAACACCCGGAAGGCCCCGUUACCUACGUUCCUAUCCUUGUUGGCCAUUUUGAGAAUCGGCGGGAGGCAGGGAAUGACCGGAAGGGCCCAUUGCCUAGAUUUACUUAGGUCUCCUUUCCUUGUCGGCCAUUUUUAAAGGCAGGGGAAUCUCCAGAAAGGCCCAUUGCCCAGGUUUACUUUGGUCUCCUUUUCUUGUCAGCCAUUUUGAAAGUCAACCGGAGGCAGGAAAACACCCGGAAGGCCCCGGUAGCUAAGUUCCUUUCCCUGUCAGACAUUUUGAAAAACCCAUGUGAGGCAGGAACGCUUCCAGAAGCCCCCAUUGUCUGUCGUCUCUGUCGGUCAUUUUGAAAAUCAACGGAAGGGUCGGGAAAAGCCUGGAAGGCCUCACUACCUCUAAGGUUUCCUUAGGCCUCUUUUUCCUGUCAGCCAUUUUGAAGAACGACGAGAGAGAGAGAACGCAUAGGGAGGCCCCAUAGCCAGCCAUUUGGAAGCUCACUUGAAAGGCAGGGAUUCUUCCGGAAGGCCCCAUUAUCUCUUCAGGUUUCCCGGGCCGCCUUUCCUGGUCGGCCAUUUUGAAAAUCGAGGGGAAGCAGGGAAACUUCUGGAAGGUUUCCUUAGGCUAUUCCGUUAGCCAUUUUGAAGAGCAACGGGAGGGGAGAACUUCCAGAAAACUCGAUUGUCGGCCAUUUUGAAAAUCAACAGGAGGCAGGGAUAGUUCUGCAAGGCUUCCCAAGGCCUUCUUUCUUCAGCAGCCAUUUUGAAGAGCGACAGGAGGGAGAGAACUGAGGGAAGGCCUCAUUGUCGGCCAUUUUGGAAAUUGACGGGAGGGAAAGAACCUCUGGAAGGCCUCAUUGUCAGCCAUUUUGAAGCUCAAUGAGAGGUAAGGAAACUUCCGGAAGGUUUCCUGAGGCCUUCUUUCCCUGUUGGGAAGAGUGACAAGAGGGCGAGAACUUCUGGAAGGCCCCAUUGUUGGCCAUUCUGAAAAUAGACAUGAGGCAGGGAUACUUCCGGAAGGUUUCCCAAGGUCUUCUUUCCCGUCGGCCAUUUUGAAGAGGGAGAAAACUUCCAGAAGGCCCCGUUGUCGGCCAUUUUGAAAAUAGACAUGAGGCAGGGAUCCUUCCGGAAGAUUUCCUGAGGCCUUCUUUUCCCGUCGGCCAUUUUGAAGAGGGAGAAAACUUCCAGAAGGCCCCAUUGUCAGCCAUUUUGAAGCUCAACGAGAGGUAAGGAAACUUCCGGAAGGUUUCCUGAGGCCUUCUUUCCCUGUCGGCCAUUAUGAAGAGCGACGGGAGAGUGAGAACUUCUAGAAGGCCCCAUUGUUGGCCAUUUUGAAAAUAGACGUGAGGCAGGGAUACUUCCAGGUUUCCUGAGGCCUUUUCCCGUUGGCCAUUUUGAAGAGGGAGAAAACUUCCAGAAGGCCCCGUUGUCGGCCAUUUUGGAAAUCGACUGAAGGCAGGGAUACUUCUGGAAGGUUUCCUUAGGCUUUUUUGAAGAGAGAUAGCAGGGUGAGAACUUCCAGAAGGCCCCAUUUCCAGCCAUUUUGAAAAUCAAUGAGAGGCAGAAACACCUCAAGAACUUUUCUCGAGGGCUUUCUUUCCCCGUCGGCCAUUUUGAAGAGAGAGAAAACUUCCAUCGGCCAUUUUGAAAAUCGACGGGAGGCGGGGAAACUUCCGGAAGGUUUCCCGAGGCCGUUUUGGAGAGCCUUGUCUCUGUCUUGUCCUCUCUUGUGCCGUUUCUCACUCCCUUUUGAUUUCUCCUUUUCCAAAAUUUAAUAAGACUGUUUCUAGGCAAAUUCGAAGAGAAAAAAAAAGACGCAAACCUGAACUUGUGACAGGGAAGAUGUCAUGCCAGUGUAUUAUCAUUAUGAUGAUUAUGAUUUUCCUUUGAAGCUGUGAGUUUUGGCGGCGGUUUCGGCGCUGUCGAGAGCCCGAACCGGCUCGGAAAGAGACUCCGAAUCCCGUCGGGCGGAUUCGUAUGCAUCGGGCUAUGUUUUGUCGGUGCUCCCGGCGCCCCUCUCCUUUGUCCCGUCCAUUUCGUGUGCCUUUUCUUCCCUCCGUUUGAGGGAGCCUCGGCCCUCCAAAGACGACAAAGGAAUCUAUUUACAUAUAUGGCGUCCGUGCGGGAGUCAAAAAAGGUCCAAAUCGUAUGUUUCGGGGGGACGGGAGGGAUUGUGUUAUUCGGUCAGUUCUUCCUCUUCUUCCUUGGAUUGAAAUGGGAAAUCGUCCUAAAACGGAAUCACAAUUUGUGCCGAAUUUUCUGUUCCCCGUCUUGGGUUUUUCAAGAGCCGCUGUUAAGACGUUUCGGGUUGAAUGGUCCUCCCGUUAUGCAUAAGGAAUUGUUUUAGGAAAGGUCAUUUUUCGUUUAUUCCCCCCACCCCAAACAGUAUUGGCUCCAUCCAAAAAUCCCCGGGGCUCCCAUUUGUUUGUGUGCGUUUGAAAGGGGAAUACUAAUACCUUAUUGGAAACUAAUUUGGGGAUUUAAAAAAACAAAACAAAACCCACAGUCUGUUCCAUGAUCUCAAACUGAUCUUUGUAAAGUAUUGUUUUCUUUUUUUGGAAAAAAUAUAUAUAUACCACCACCCUGCAA